Nicotiana tabacum (common tobacco) is the source of this 2334-nucleotide messenger RNA. NCBI's taxonomy places the organism in Eukaryota, Viridiplantae, Streptophyta, Magnoliopsida, Solanales, Solanaceae. The record is from RefSeq and is a predicted model, not a curated record.
AUGCGGUCUCUGACUGUCGAUAUAAGAGAAUCUGAUGCAUCCUCGAGUACUACCUAUACUCCUGACCCAUCCAGUCCACUCUUUUUACUUUCUUCUGAUGUACCUGGUGUAUCUCUGGUUAGGGUGCCUUUCUCUGGGACUAGUUUUGGGGGUUGGAGGCAGAAUAUGAUCCUGAGAGUGUUCAGUACUCGGAUACUGCUGAGAGUAUUUAGGCUCAGCUUAAUAGAAGAUAUGGUUCAGUUAGUGGGGAUUAAAGUGUUUGAUAUUAAGCAAGAGAUAACAUCUACUCAUCAAGGGCCAUUUGACAUUGCUUCCUAUUUCAACAAACUCAAAAAAUUAUGGGAUGAGCUGAGGUUUAUGUGCACUAAUCAUGCCAAUACUUAUGUUUGUGCUGCUAAACCUGGACUUCAAAAGGAGGGCGACUCUGCUUCUUUUCAUGUUAAUCUGAAUACUAAAUCUGCCCCUCCUAGACAGUUUGCCCAAAAAAUCAGUUUUGAUCAGAACAAGUCUCCUCUUUUAUGCAAGUAUUGUAAGAAACCUGGACAUUUGAUUGAUAAAUGCUAUAAGCUCCAUGGAUUUCCACCAAACUUUAAAUUCACCAAAGGUAAACGAACUCCUGCAAAUGUUGAGGUGCAGAGUUCAAUUUGUGCUUCUAAAUCUGGACCAAUUCCCACUGAAAGUCCUGCUGAUUCCAAUUCUGUGAUUCCUGGUCUGUCUAAGGACCAGUAUGCUCAACUCCUGAUGCUACUUCAGCAACAUCACAUUUCAGAGUCUCUCCCUCAGUCUAGUCUGAUGGCUUCUGCAAAUUUUGCGGGUAUAGUUCCUUCCCCUGAUUGUGUAGGCAAGGCCCCUUUAAUGAAGAGGCCACUGGAAAUUGGUAAACAGGAUCAUGGGCUAUACAAGCUUGUGCAGCCAUGUCCACAAUCUGAUUCUAGUGUUCUUGCUGCUAUUUGGUCUAAAAGUAAUGCUUUCCCUCUUAUUAAAGCCUUUGUUGCCAUGGUCAAAACACAAUUUCAAACUUGCAUUCAAACUGUUAGAAGUGAUAAUGCUCUUGAACUUGGGUCAGGUGCUCUUGUUGGCCAAUUCUUUGUUGACAAUGGCAUUGUUCACCAAACAUCUUGUCCACACACACCACAACAAAAUGGGUCUGAUCCUGUCUCAUCCUCCACACAUAUUGCUUCUCCAUCUUCUUCUCCUAUUCCUUCUCCUGUGUUUGUUCCUCACUCUUCUCCUCUUCUUGAACCUCCUCCUGCUCCUCCUAUUGCCCCUAAUUUGUCUCCAGCUCCUGUUAGGAGAUCCUCCAGAAAUCAUGUUACUCCUAGUCAUCUUCAACAAUAUGUUUGCAGUCUUCCUCCUUCUCUAUAUAGCUCUAGUUCUUCUCCCUUUUGUUCUCAAAGUUUAGUUAGCAUUUCUGGCCUAGAACCCCACUCUUACCAUCAGGAAACCUCUAUUCCAGCUUGGCAAGAGGCCAUGAGAAAGGAAUUUGAGGCUCUUGAUGCUAAUGAUACUUGGAAUUGGUCUAUGUUUCAACUUGAUGUAAAUAAUGCAUUUUUUCAUGGAGACUUGGAUGAGGAGGUCUAUAUGAAAUUGCCCCUGGUUUGUCUGUUGAGAGUGCUGCUUCAUCUGUUCAAAAUCAAGGAUCUGGGUGUUCUUAACUACUUUCUUGGCAUAGAAGUGGCAUAUCUUCCUUCUGGGCUAUUACUACAUCAAAGUAAGUUUAUCAGAGAUCUACUUCAUGAAUACAACUGUGAUAUGGUGUCUCCUGUGACUUGUCCUUUGGAUUUGAACUCUAAAUUGAAGGCUGCCAUGGGUGACCUUCUGCCUUCUCCUGACACUUAUAGAAGCUUGGUGGGAAAGUUGAAUUUUUUUAUUCACACGAGGCCUGACCUCUGCGUUGCUGUCCAACAUCUCAGCCAGUUCCUACAGGCCCCUUGUACUUCCCACAUGAAGGCUGCUUUGCAUUUACUUCGCUAUCUCAAAGGUACUUCUGAUGUUGGGGUGUUCUAUGGCAAUUCUCCAUCCCUUUCCUUAUCUGCCUUCUGUGACAGUGACUGGGAUGCUUGCCCAGAUACUUGCAGAUCAGCUAAGAAACAACCAGUUAUCUCCGUUUCUUCUGCUGAGGCUGAGUACCGAGCUCGUAGUAAGGUAGUUGCGGAGUUGAAUUGGGUUGUUCGCCUUUUAUCUGAUUUUGGUGUUGCUAUAUCUUCUGUUGUACCUGUGUUUGUGAUAACCAAACGGCCAUUCAUAUUGCGAAGAACCUUGUUUUUCAUGAGUGGACGAAGCACAUUGAAUUGGACUGCCAUUUUGUUCGGAAUAAACUUGGUGAUGGCUUAA